UUACUGUCAAGAUUUAUAUGCAAUGUUUUUGCAUUAUUCGCCGUUUUGGAAUUCACACCUCUCGCUCUUUCAAGUCUUGACAAAGUUUUAUUUAGUUCCAUUCUUACAAUUUGUUAAGACACAGGUACACAUAUGUAUGUAUCUGAUUGUCCAUUGUGUCCAUCCGUAUCCUGUAGUUUUAUCCAACAAGGUGCAAUCUGCGUGAAGAAAAUGCCUAAAAUAAUCCAUUUUACUUAAAAUAUCAUCUUUUCGUGGUGCUGUGAAGGUGAUCUGUGUAGAAAUCCAGUUUAUUAAACAUCGACACACAACAAGGAUUUAAUAUGUGGUCUGUUUGAUAAUAUUAACGAAUAAUUUACCAACAAUACGAAACAUACAACUGUACAGGAACAGACGGAAGCAUGGAUUCGUCCGUACAACAUCUUAUUUCCGGAUUAUACCUCGACAUGAAAACAUGGCGUGGGGGCAACGCCACAGAACUAUAUCCGCCCUGGAUGAAUCCACACGUGGUAUCCAGAGGUCAACAAUUUGCUUUAGAACAUGUGACAUGAGUUGUUUUAUCGGCAUUUUACGGGUUAACUAUGCUCUUCGCAUUUCCCCAGAUAAGCGAUAUUCUCAUCUUUACAGAAAAUUCUGACACCCGUCCCCGCGCCGGGCGUCGUUAUGCUGCCACCAUGUUACAAGUAUUUCUCUGGAUGCGACGCGGAUUUCAAAUGUAUCCAGCCUGGACGCUGAAAAGUUUGUCGAACGUGCACCUAAUCCAUGGCAGAGUGGCGGAUAACGUGGCAGCAGCUUUGGCGCAAGGAACUUUUCGUCACAGGGUGGAGUCUAUUGUUCAAAAUAGGAAGAUUAAUUCCGCUUUGUGGGCAGCCUUCCAGACGGACUUGGACCAAUCUGGGAUCCCUCAAAUUAUGCGAAUUAUUCCGAAAGAAUUGCAAAGAGGGAACCACGUCAGCGUUCCAAUGAACCAGUUCGUCCAUGCCAUGACACAGUGGGCCUUUUUCGCCGUGCUUGCCACAAAUCCUGAAAAAACUUUGGUAUUUAACUCCAAAAGGGAAGGACUUUUGGACUUUGCACAUUUAUGGGCCGUCCUAGGUCACGCUAUGGGGUUGGAGGACGACUUCAAUAUAGCCCUGCCACACACCCAGUACCCCCGACAGUUCCAAGUGGAGCGAAUGCAGAGUUAUUUAAGUGAAAUAAAAUCCACGUACUUCAUUCCGAUGCUGUUUAAUUUGCAAAAGGAGAACAAAAUUUUAAUGGAGGCAUUUAUGCAGGCAACUUCAGAUAUUUUAGGAAAUCCAGGCAACUUCCUCACAGAUCCGGAAUUUUUACUGAGAGGAAUUCUCCGUGACGUGGUGGGCAUUCCAAUUCCCAAUUUAGAAGCAAGACGACGCUUCAGUCCGGUCUCAUCGUACAGUUUGGACUGGUUGGUACAGGUCGGUUCGAGACUGCCACACAUUCUGUUUUCCAACUGGAACAAAAUCUUCACACCGUUCGCUGCCCUUACGCAUUUUCAAAUAGGUUUCAAGUAUUUUGGACUCUUGUACUCGUCCGAUGAAAGUAUAGCGAAAUACUGCUUUGUAUCGUGAAACCAAGUAUGUAAAGAUGCCGUACAAAUUCAUAAAUCAUGUACAAUUACUAAUUUACUUGCACUCAAAAUAUUCUGGUGGAAAAUUGUUGCCACGAGGACUAUUUAUUAGACUAGGAAAAAAUGGGAGGAGGAACUCACUUUCGUAGAGUUGGUGUCCAAAUUGUAGGCCGGGUGUGGUUGGGGGAGGUUAAAUUGCCAACGUUUCGAACUCUUGUUCUUUUUCAAGGCGGCGGAGGGGAAGAAUUUUGAGAAGUUGUGACUUCACGUGCCGAAUUGUGAGUGAGGAAGGAAGGGUAAAAAAGGGUAAAGGAAGACCGUUACGCAUGCGUUAACGGUCUUCCUUUACCCUUUUUUACCCUUCCUUCCUCACUCACAAUUCGGCACGUGAAGUCACAACUUCUCAAAAUUCUUCCCCUCCGCCGCCUUGAAAAAGAACAAGAGUUCGAAACGUUGGCAAUUUAACCUCCCCCAACCACACCCGGCCUACAAUUUGGACACCAACUCUACGAAAGUGAGUUCCUCCUCCCAUUUUUUCCUAUUAUUUACUCACUAUGCAC
Messenger RNA from Folsomia candida, 2145 nucleotides. RefSeq lists its product as uncharacterized. The coding region runs from base 579 to 1586 and encodes 335 amino acids. NCBI's taxonomy places the organism in Eukaryota, Metazoa, Arthropoda, Collembola, Entomobryomorpha, Isotomidae. The transcript is spliced from 5 exons. The record is from RefSeq and is a predicted model, not a curated record.